GCUAGAAGCAACUUCGUGCCACCAUCUUCUAAAGUACUCGUUUUCACAGCAUUCCAAGUAGGAGCACGGAAGAGAGAGAGAGAGAGGCCAAGCAAAAUGGCAAAGGACUCGGAAGCCGCGGAGCCUCGGUUCGCCACCAGGGACUACCAGGACCCGCCGCCCGCCCCUCUGGUCGACCCGGAGGAGCUGGGAAGUUGGUCGUUCUACCGGGCCGUCAUCGCGGAGUUCAUCGCCACGAUGCUGUUCCUCUACAUCACGGUCCUGACCGUCAUCGGCUACAAGAGCCAGACCGACCCGGCCUUGAACGGUGGCGAGUGCGGCGGCGUCGGCAUUCUCGGCAUCGCCUGGGCCUUCGGGGGCAUGAUCUUCGUCCUUGUCUAUUGCACCGCCGGUAUCUCCGGCGGGCACAUCAACCCGGCGGUGACUUUCGGUCUCUUCCUGGCACGCAAGGUGUCGCUCGUCCGGGCCGUGAUGUACAUGGUAGCGCAGUGCCUCGGCGCCAUCUGCGGGUGCGGGUUGGUGAAGGCAUUCCAGAGAGCGUACUACACCCGGUACGGCGGCGGUGCGAACGAGCUGGCUGAUGGGUAUGGCAAGGGCGUGGGGCUGGGGGCGGAGAUCAUCGGCACCUUCGUUCUGGUGUACACCGUGUUCUCGGCCACCGACCCGAAGCGAAACGCCAGGGACUCCCACGUUCCCGUACUGGCACCGUUGCCGAUCGGGUUCGCGGUGUUCAUGGUUCAUCUGGCCACGAUCCCCGUAACGGGGACAGGCAUAAACCCGGCAAGGAGCUUCGGAGCUGCCGUGAUGUACAACAAGGACAAGGCAUGGGAUGACCAGUGGAUGUUCUGGGUUGGGCCAUUCGUUGGGGCUGCAAUUGCUGCAUUCUACCACCAGUACAUCCUGAGAGCUGGAGCCGGCAAGGCCUUGGGUUCCUACAGGAGCAACUCUUGAAACUCGCAACAAGUUUUCAGUUCUCUGUUUCAAGGGUCAGAUCAGAGCUUGGAUAAAGGGAGGGUCAAAGCAAAAAUGUCGACAAAAAUCUGUCCUUUUGAAGUGUGUCUUGCGUCUUGUCUUUUGAAUUUUUUGUUUCAACUCUCUGAUCUUAGCUUGUGUUCUUGAGUGCUGGUUGUGGUUAUUUGAUGUUCUCCUCUGUUUUCAA
Molecule: messenger RNA, 1159 nt
Organism: Syzygium oleosum
Lineage: Eukaryota; Viridiplantae; Streptophyta; Magnoliopsida; Myrtales; Myrtaceae
Product: aquaporin PIP2-1
Exons: 3
Coding region: 97-951 (284 amino acids)
Biological process (GO): transmembrane transport
Cellular component (GO): plasma membrane
Molecular function (GO): water channel activity
Source: RefSeq, a predicted model, not a curated record